Molecule: messenger RNA, 1639 nt
Organism: Neltuma alba
Lineage: Eukaryota; Viridiplantae; Streptophyta; Magnoliopsida; Fabales; Fabaceae
Product: peroxisomal and mitochondrial division factor 2-like
Exons: 2
Coding region: 248-1225 (325 amino acids)
Source: RefSeq, a predicted model, not a curated record
UUUUUCUUUAGCAUUCCGAACGCCGUGAAAAAUGAAAAGUUGAGAUCUUUUUAGCCAAAUAUCAGAAACCCUAAUCGUGCGAACCCUGUGCGCUCUCCAAAAAGAAAGGUGCAAAUUUCUUCGUCGCUUUCCUGGAAAAACUUCUUCCUUCUUCCUCAUUGUUUUUCCUUGUAAUCCUCUGAACUCUUCACUGCCUUGUUCUCUCCGUCUACUUCGGACAGCGCUGUGCAGUCUUCUGGGAUUAACUAUGGCGGAUGACAUGGUUGUUAAUGGCGUCGAUCAGUCUGUGGACGGUUUCCUUGAUGCCGAUCAAAGCGGGAGUGAUGCUCGUGCUGCGGAAUUCAAGAAGAAAAUCGAUGCACUGGAGCGUGAGAGAGAUGAUUUGGUGAAUGAGAAUGAAGAGAGGAAGGAGCAAAUUCAGAAAUUAACUCUGGAGAUUAGCGACCUGAAAAGCAGUAAAGGUGAGAUGUUGAAGAAGAUCGAAGAAAUGGAGAAAGAAGUCGAAGAAUCCCAGGAGUCUAGGAGGGCGGCAGAAGUUAUUGCGAAAAGAGCAUUUGAACUUGAGACUGAGGUGUCGAGGCUUCAACAAGACUCAAUUACUGAGAUGAGCGCUGCUGAAGAAACUAGGGCGGAGGCAGACCAAUUGAGGAGGGAUUUAGCAGACAAAGAAUCGAGAGUUGGGCAUCUUGAAAAGGAAGCAGAGGGGUUGAAGAAAACAAAGGCGGAAAUUGAGGUGAAGGUGAGGGACUUGGAGAAGAAACUCGGAGUCCUGGAAAAGAAGGAAGUUGAGGAAAGGAACAAAAGAAUUAGGAUUGAAGAGGAUUUGAGAGAACAAGUCAAUGAAAAGGAGAAGGAAGUCCAAGAACUGAAAAACAAGACUGCUGAGUUGGAGAAGGUUGUAGCCAGCAAUGGAUCUGAGAUGGAGAAUUGGGAUGAAGAAAAGAGGAAUUUAGAGGAAGCUUUGAGGGAAUCAGAGGAUAAAGCAAAAAGAAUGGAAUUAAAUAUUCUCCAGUUACAGCAAGAGGCUAGUGAAGCCGAGGAUGUUAUCAGUACACUGAGGGAGAAGGCAUUUGGGGCAGUCAAUGGACGUGUAAAUGGCAUGGAUGUUGAAGAAAAUGGGUUGAAGGGAUUGAAGCUGCAGCGGCCAUUGGUGGCGGCAGGUUCUGCGGGAGCCAUUGCUGUAGCAGCUGUUGUUAUCUAUGUCUUUUAUGGGAAACGCAGGUGAUUUUUUAUGGCCACAUAGUGGCUUAGGUCGGAGAGACAUGAAUGGGAAGUUGAAGAAUGGAGGUUAGGAUUUACCUAUUUAAUAGUCACGAAUGUCCUUCAGUUUUGAUAGGGUAAUGCUUUUCUGGCUUUGUUUUUUAGCCUAUGAGCUUUCUGAUUUAUAUUGAAGUUGGCAACUUGGCAUACCUUUGUUUGGUUCUUAGUUGCUGCACCUGAUUCCAGCUUAUGCAGUUUGAACUAAUAAAGAAUAUAAGUGUGUGUUCAAUUAUAUUAGUUUCUAAGUUGAGAUGAGAAGUUUGUUUCUGUUCAUUAUAAUAUUUACUGGUGUCAAUAAUGAUGGCAGCCAGCAAAACUGAGCCUCUUUGACUCUGUUUUGUCAACUACUUCAGCUAUGAAAUCUUGCUCUUUUUCAUUA